This is a messenger RNA of Boleophthalmus pectinirostris (great blue-spotted mudskipper), 4827 nucleotides long. RefSeq names its product solute carrier family 41 member 3 (gene slc41a3). Lineage: Eukaryota; Metazoa; Chordata; Actinopteri; Gobiiformes; Gobiidae. Gene Ontology annotation, biological process: monoatomic cation transport. Bases 450 to 1799 code for a protein of 449 amino acids. Gene Ontology annotation, cellular component: plasma membrane. Gene Ontology annotation, molecular function: monoatomic cation transmembrane transporter activity. The transcript is spliced from 10 exons. The record is from RefSeq and is a predicted model, not a curated record.
CAACCCAAGGCGAAAGUCAAGAAAGGAGGAUGUCAACAAUCAUAAAGUGUCAACUAUCUUUAUAUUAACUUUCAUUUUUCCAAUUGGACUUCAGUCGACUCAAAGUUAAAUCAGAUUGGACUGCAAAUCUGAAUCGACAAGGCUUAUGUGGAAUGUCGUGACCUACAAUUGCAAAAGGAAGUUAAUAACUGUGUUACCCAGUGGUGCUGACAAAUGAAGACAUCAUCAAUGCUGACUCACCACAGGAUUAACAGGUGCCACGCUACUGUUGGCUCCAAUUGACAGCAAACUUUCUCAUCCUUUGAAGACUAUUUUCAGUAUUAAAUCCUGGCGUUGCUGGCAGGAUUAUCCGGCUAUCUCAAUUUACUAAAUCUGGGUCAUUCAACAUUUUCACGGAUUUUCAACAUGAGACUUUAUUCGAUGUUGUCUGGACAUAGAUAAGUGAUACAAUGGUGGUAACGCGUUUGGAGUUGGAGUUACGGUACCAGGGGGAGAAGCUGAGAGGCGUCACAUGGAAGUUGACUCGAUCAGAGUAUGGGUUCCUUCCAGAGAGUCCCUGGCUGAUCGCGGCACAGGUCACGGUGCCCCUGCUGGUGUCUGGGCUUGGGAUGGUCUCUGCUGGAAUCGUCAUGGAUCUUAUACAACAUUGGGAGGUAUUCAAGGUGAUCACUGAAGUGUUUAUUCUGGUACCAGCUCUGGUGGGGCUCAAGGGAAACUUGGAGAUGACCCUGGCUGCUCGCCUCUCCACUGCUGCAAACACAGGUCAAAUGGAUGAUCCAGACAAGCAGUGGCUAAUGGUGUACAGCAAUCUGGCUCUUAUACAGGUCCAGGCUACGGUGGUGGGUUUCCUGGCUGCUGUCGCUGCCAUUUGUUUAGGAGCCAUUUCCAGAGGAGGAGUGGAGCUGGACCAAGCAGCUGUCCUGUGCGCCAGCAGCAUCACCACUGCAUUUGUAGCAGCUCUCUCCUUAGGUCUGGUGAUGAUUGGAGUAAUCAUCGGUUCCAAGAAGGUGGGCAUCAACCCCGACAAUGUGGCCACGCCCAUCGCUGCCAGUCUGGGCGACCUCAUCACUCUGUCCCUGCUGGCCGGGGUCAGCAGCACGCUCUAUGAAUAUAUUGAUGUGUGGUACCUCUCUCCGCUGGUGUGUCUGGUGUUCCUGGCCCUGAUCCCUGUGUGGGUGCUGGUGGCCCGUCAGAGUCCUCAAAUCAGAGAGGUGCUGAAGUCUGGGUGGCAGCCUGUUUUAGUAGCCAUGUCUAUUAGCAGUUUUGGAGGCCUUAUACUUGACAAGACUGUCAGCGAUCCAAACUUUGAGGGAAUGGCUGUCUUCACACCGGUUAUAAACGGGGUCGGAGGUAAUCUGGUGGCGAUCCAGGCCAGUAGGAUAUCCACGUAUCUACACUUCUGGAGCAUCCCUGGUGUGCUGCCAUAUCAGAUGAGGCAACACUGGCCCAACCCUUUCAUCACAUUCUUUUCCUCAGGGUUGAACUCAAAGUCUGCGCGGGUGCUGCUGAUGCUGGUGGUCCCGGGGCACCUGGUCUUUCUCUAUGCCAUCUCUCUGCUGCAAGGUGAUGAAGCACCCAUCUCUCUGGCCUUCGUCAUCUGCUACCUGUGUGCUGCUCUCCUCCAGGUGAGCAUCCUCCUGUACGUGGCAGACCUGAUCGUGCGCAUGAUGUGGAGGCGCAGUCUGGACCCUGAUAACUUCUCCAUCCCGUACCUGACCGCUCUGGGGGACCUGCUGGGCACUGGCUUCUUGGCCCUGUGCUUCCACGGCGUGUCCCUCAUGCACAGCCUCGGCCUCUGAACACAAACAACAGUAUUAUUCACACCGCACAGAGAUGGACUGCACAAUGUUCUGUUCCUAUUCACUGGGCCAGUACACUCAACCGUAAAGUGUAGCGUUUUAAUCUGAAUUCAAGACAUUGCACGUACAUCAAUACAUCUCCAGAUCUAUUUGUUGAGAAUGUAAGCCUGGAGUCAUUCCUUGUCAUCACCCAUAAUCCAACAUCAGUUUUUAGCCAACUAUAGCAUUCUACCUAGCAUCUGGAAUCAUUCUGAGGCGAGCUGUCACAAUUUAUGUUUUAGACUUAUUUUUGUCUUUGCGGAAAAGUAGAAAUGUGAUGUUUUGUGAAUUAUGUGUUCAGGCAAUAGCUAGACCAUGACAAAGCUAAUUAUUACUUGAUGACUGGAAUGAAUUUAACUCAGUAGCAAAUAUUUGAAAUUUAAGAUUGUCCAGAAUCAAAACAUCUUACUAUUAGUGGGUAUGGCGGUGUCUAGCUAAUUCAACCUAAUAAUUGGUGUAUGUUAACAUGUGUCUUCUCCACUGGCACACACAGUGAAGUGUUUUGUCUAGCAGGUGGUAAAAUUACAGCUUGUAGCUAUUGAAAAAAAAUAACUGAAUUUGAAAUUGCACUAGUGCUGUUUGUGCAAUUUAGUAUGUUUGUGGACUAUGACUGUGAUCAUUUUGGUGAAGCAAUAAUCUGCACAGUGACGUUACCACAUAAACUGUACGACAUGGAUCACCUCAAUCCACUUCAAAGCAUUUAAAGCUGCACUGCGUAGCAUUUCUAGUGGAGGGUACAUGACCCGCUUGUCUCCAUGGAAAUAACGCUUUGUCUAGAACCUGCUUGUUCAGUAGGGCUGAACAAUCUUAUUGUUUUGGACCGAAAAUUGCGACCUCAGACAACAUAAUUUUGGCAGUAUCGAAGCCGCAUUUUUUUGCAGUGCUCCUAAAGCCCAAUUUUAAGAGCGAAGUUUAGUUCUACGUCGAUUCAACGCACAAUGCCGCUGUCGCCUUGUCGCUGUCGUCUUUUAUUUAUGGAUCUGCGUCGAGGUCUAUGCGCCGCGAAGUAAUUCACUACCACAACGCAAGGAGGCUAGGAUUUAAACCUGCUGUUCAUGUAAAGUUUCACAUGAACUAUCUCCAACGCGAUAGAAGCACAGAACAGACUCACCAUCAGCAGCACAUCCUCUGUCACAGGAAGAACACUCAUAUUCCACUGAGUCAUGUCCUUUAGUCUGACAGAAGCUGACGCAUCAGGGCACAAGGAGCGAGCUGUUUUUUUUUUCUUCAGUGCUUAUAGUUUAUGCAAAUGAGCCGUGUGGUUUUAAGGUUCAUUUCUGUUAAACGUAAACAAAUGUGCGCAAAAGGUCCAACAUCAAAUCAUCGGACUCUGGUAUGAUGUAAGUUUCUGUGAUUUUUGCAAAUGUUCAUGUGCAUUAAAACUUAAUGGAUGAAAUCGAAAUCGCAAUAUCUGUGAGAAAAAUCUUUUUUUUUUAAAAUUUUUUUUUAUUAAAAUCGUUCAGCCCUAUUCCACAGUAUAGAUUACACCUAUCUAUCACUAGGGAGACAAACAGGUUACAGCACUACGCUACAUUACAAUUCAGAUCUGUGGAGAGGCGCCCCCUAUUCACAGAAGGAACUAUUGUAUUUUUGAGCAAUAGAAACACCCGUGAUAAUAAAUUUUAGAUGGAUAUGUUGAGUGUUUUACCACGAAACAUUCCAGGCAAAGCACUAACAUCCUCAUGGAGACAAGUAGGUAGCGGAUUCUCCACCAGAAAAGUUGCACUGUGCUGUUUAAAAUUUGAAAUACAUCUUUGUUUCUCAGGCAUUGACAAUACUGUGAUCUGUUUUUUUUUGUUAUUGAGUUGCAUUACUUGACUAAACAGGACCCAGCCUUACUGUUCAUUCAGCUACAAUAUCUGCACCAUAAAGCCUCAUCUACUCAUUCGAGAUUGUUACAUAUUUGACUGUAUCAUUAACAGUUGCUGGAGCUUUUGUUUUUGCACUUUGGUUUGAAUGGUCAUUUUUCAUAUUUCCUUUCAGUUAAUGCUUUUGACACUCUGCUUCUUACAAAUUUUCUUACAAUCAGGCCUGUCACGAUAACAAAUUAUGAAGUGGGAUAUAUUUCUGAGGUAAAUAUAGACGAUAAACGAUAAUACUGAAACGAAUCUAUGCCACUGACACGAAAAUCCAAGACCAGAUUUAAACCACAAAUAUUCAAAAUCUACAAUAUUGUUCAAACAUAUCACAAACUGCAACAAAUAAACAGCAGAAUGAGACACUUUUAGUACUUAGUUUGCAUGAGUAACCUGCUUGUUUCUAUGGAUAUGUCAUGUUUCUGCUUAGAAUGUUCCACACUAUGACAUUAAACAUUUCUACUUUACAUUUAUUCAAUUACAGGGGGUUUUAUAGCUCAAAAAUACCUACAAAAACAGGCAUUGUGACUGUGAGCGGGGUUGCCUCUCCACAGAUCUGACCUGUAACUUGGUCUGACUUGGUCUACAUGAAAGUAGAAAGGUUUAAUGCCAUACUGUGAAACAUUCCAGACACAGCAAUAACAUUUCAAUGAAGAAAAAACAUUUGCUGGACCCUCCACCAGAAAAGUUACACAAUGCACCUUUAAAUCUUAUAGUACAGCCAGAAAAUAGCUCAAAAUUUCCCAGUGGUGCAAAGAAAAUGAACACACGAUAAAUUCUGACCCCAAAAAUAUUGUUCCAGCUUUCAUAUACUGAAUGAUAAGUUGAUAUAGUAUUUAUCGUGACAGGCCUAGGUACAACCCUAAGACUAAAUGUCAUGUAUGUGAUUCUGUGUUUAUGUCCUUACAGACUCAUCUCACUUCAAGCUUUGUUUUAAAAUAUGAAGUUUAGGCAUUUCUAUUGUCCUUCACUGCCAUUUGAGUCUGCCAUACAGUGUCCUGCUCUUGUUGCAGGUUAAGAGAGCUUCCACAAUGAUGUAAAAACUAAUGUAAGUGCUAAUUAUGUGUGGUCUCUCAAUGUUUGGUAUACUGUCAUUCUGUGUUUGUGGCAUCAAAUAAUAUUUUAUUAAAAAC